Molecule: messenger RNA, 864 nt
Organism: Verruconis gallopava
Lineage: Eukaryota; Fungi; Ascomycota; Dothideomycetes; Venturiales; Sympoventuriaceae
Exons: 3
Coding region: 1-864 (287 amino acids)
Biological process (GO): regulation of transcription by RNA polymerase II
Cellular component (GO): nucleus
Molecular function (GO): RNA polymerase II transcription regulatory region sequence-specific DNA binding; DNA-binding transcription factor activity, RNA polymerase II-specific
Source: RefSeq, a predicted model, not a curated record
AUGAGGCCAAUCUGUCAGUCAUUCUUGGCCAAUCAUAAAUCAGUCAAUACAGCAAGAAGGCAGACUGGGCGGGGCAAGUAUGGGACGUGCAAAGUCCAUCGCUCAUGUCAGGAAGACAGCAUAAUUCCCGGGACCAUUUGCAAGGCUAGCAAAUUUGCUGCAAUGGGCAAACCGUAUUGUCUUCGUUGCGCACGAACGUUCCGCUCCGUGCAUGCCCUUCAGCAGCACUACAACGAUUCGUUCAGCCAUCAUCGAUGCGAUGUGUGCGGGACUGAUGAGCCCACAUGGGAGAAACUGCUGCAACACCACCGAAAGACAGGGCACCGAGUUGUGUGCCAGGGCUGCGACGACGGAGAUGGGAUGACGUGGAUACCUGGGUCGCAAGAGUAUCAAGAUCAUCUGAGAGAGUGCAAUGUCUGCACAACGUGUGAAGAGCACUUUCAAAGCCCUGGCAACCUGGAGAAUCACAAAAUAGCGCAUCUGCAACGAACGAUCAAGUGCUAUGGUUGUGACAGGAAAUUUCCCACGUAUCCGUCCAUGAUCAUACACCUCGAGUCCGGUGCGUGUCCUUCCGAGAUCGACUACAUUGAUUUGAACGAAUCUGCCGCCCUGUGCUACCAAUGGAAGGCGUUUCUUGACGAAGAUUACCGGGACGACUUGCUUGACCGUUAUGACUUGGACUUGCAAUAUGCCGAAACCGUGUAUCCGUUUGAGUGUCCGGGAUGCGAUUCCUACUUCAGGAGGCUGUCGGCCUUGUUUCAGCACGUUUACAGCACUGCUUGCAAUCAGGAUUUGCAAUCCGGCAAGAUAGGCAAGUUAGUUAGAUGGCUGGAAAGGAGGCACGAUGCGAGCGGGAGUGAAUGA